Messenger RNA from Patella vulgata (common limpet), 2184 nucleotides. RefSeq lists its product as uncharacterized. The transcript has 4 exons. The record is from RefSeq and is a predicted model, not a curated record. Bases 153 to 1166 code for a protein of 337 amino acids. Gene Ontology annotation, biological process: regulation of transcription by RNA polymerase II. Gene Ontology annotation, molecular function: DNA-binding transcription factor activity, RNA polymerase II-specific; RNA polymerase II cis-regulatory region sequence-specific DNA binding. Lineage: Eukaryota; Metazoa; Mollusca; Gastropoda; Patellidae. Gene Ontology annotation, cellular component: nucleus.
AUACAACUUUCAAACACAUUUCCACGAGUUUAGUCAUCGAUAUACUUGUAUAAUAACAACAAGGACGUCUCAACUUUAGGAGAGCAAUUUGUCACGUGAUAGGGCGGGAUUAAUUUACUAGCGCGUGCAGUAUUGUUAGAAUAAAAGUUAAAAUGGACACACCAAUAGAUUCUCCAGAUUCGUUAUACGUUGAAGAAGGCGAGAGAAUACAGCAAGCCUAUCAAGAAGCUUUAAAACAAGGCAGUCUUUCACCUAUCAUUAAGGAGGAACUUCGUCUAUCCAUAAUGGCAAAACGACACGAAAAUUACCAAGAUGCAAUCAACACUUCUGCCACCGAAGAAAAGAAUUAUAAGUUGACUGAAGAUGAAAUACGCAAAAAGGAGCGCAGAAGAGAACAGAAUAGACAAGCAGCAGAACGAUGUCGACAAAAAAAGAAGGCGAGUUUUCAAACUAGAGAAGAGGAGAAAUCAAUCUUAAUUAGACGAAAUAAAGAGCUGAAUUCUAAGGUAGCUGAACUAAAGAAACAGAUGGCAGAACUUGGGGAAAUAUAUCAAGCACAUAUCGUCAAUGGAAAUUGUUUCAGUGAUGAAAAUAAAACAGUAGCCAAACCCCAUUGUGAAAACAGCUAUGUGUCAUGUGUUUCCAUUAAUCCAAACAUGGACAUGACAUGUACUAACUUUGAAGGGAUUUCCCCAAAUUCUCCCAACCCAAGUGAAUGCGAAACCACGAAUUGGUCAGAUGUUAGCAGUAGCGUACAUAUAGAAAACCACUAUGUUAGUACCCAGAAUAUUACACAGCCUAACCCUUACUUUGUGUGCGACGAUUUCCCUGAAAGUAACAUUCAAUAUCUAGAUACGGGCAAACACUGUGACGCAAUCCUCACUAAUAUGUACAGUUAUUUAAAUACUGACAAUACCGAGUUGAGUGUUCAUGAUGGCAAUGAGCCAGGAAUUCCCACAGUUUAUACUGGUGAUACUUCGUGUAAUAGUGACAUGUCGGUGGUUCCUCUCAAUAAUAUAGUGUACUGUGACGUCAGUAAUUCUUCAGAGACCGUUUAUACCAGCCAGUGUUCACCUGAACUCCCUUUACAAGUUAUUAGCGAUCAAGAACUGGAUCCGGAAACAUCCGUAGAUAUUCUAUCAUAUUUACACCAAUAUCUCCAAUAAUAUAGUAAUUUAACACUUUGCAUAGCCAAACAAUAUGAAUGUUUCCACUUGUGAUUUAAAUGAAAUAUCUUGCUCCCGAUAAAUGAACAGUUAAAAGAGUAAUACGAAAAGCGUAAAUGCCGAUAACAAUAAGUUUCCGAAACGAUUCAGGUAGCUGUAAUUGACAAUGUUUGUAAUAGAAUGUUAUGAAUCGAAAGCACAUGUCCAUUGUGGUCCUUUGUAUGUAAUUUCUCAUAUCAUUAUAACUUGAUCACUUACGUAUUUAGAUGUCUUAUUAUAUAAUAUACCCUAAAUCAGAUAUGAUUUACAGUUUGUUUUUGUUAUAUUUAACGAUCAUGUAUUAAUAUUAUUUGGCAUAUUCUAAUGAUAAUAAACUACAUGAGAUGAAGUGACUACUGUUUACAGGGUCUAAUCAUCAUCAAAAACCGACAAGGGCAGUGUUUUCGAAUAGCGUCUAAAGUGUUUGUGGGGGGAUUGGGUAACCGAAUGGUUUAACGCGUGCGCUUUUGAUCAUAAGGUCUGUGAGUCAGCUGACGUGGUUUCGAUUUCCAGCUCUAGCCCCAUCUCUCUCUCUCUCUCCCAAAGUAUCGCAAUAAGUGACGGACAAGUAAUAGAUUACAUGACCUACACACCAUAUCCACAAUUUAAAAGAUUUCAUAAAGAAUAACAAAAAUUAUGGACAUUGAAAAUUUGACAAAUUUUGCCCUGGUACACAAAAUGGAUGAUUCAAAUUCCUGCAAACAUUUUAUAUCACUUUGUAUUACUUUGGUUGCUUGUCGGUUCUCGUUGGUAAUUAGUAAGACCGCUGUUUACAAUAUGUAAUAUGCGAUUAACAAUCUAUGCAUUUCUAUAGUUUUAAAUGUUCUGAUCAAAUUAUGUAAACGUAUAAGAAAAAUAUAUUUAUGUUUUGUAGAUAUCAUUUCAACUAUUAAUUGUAAUUCAACAGUUAGAUGACACAAAACCGUAGAUCUAUAGAUUAGACUAAACACAUAAAGCCUUUGUAAUUGUUUAUUUGUUG